Messenger RNA from Archocentrus centrarchus (flier cichlid), 2768 nucleotides. It is a transcript of the gene fuca2, whose product is annotated as alpha-L-fucosidase 2. Gene Ontology annotation, biological process: fucose metabolic process; glycoside catabolic process. Gene Ontology annotation, molecular function: alpha-L-fucosidase activity. NCBI's taxonomy places the organism in Eukaryota, Metazoa, Chordata, Actinopteri, Cichliformes, Cichlidae. The record is from RefSeq and is a predicted model, not a curated record. Gene Ontology annotation, cellular component: lysosome.
GUGCAGCUCCGGAAAGCGGCGCUCUCUUAAAUAUGAUUGGUUGAACCUUUACCCAACGGCAACUUCCGCGAGUUUUACUCUUUAUCACAUGAUGUCCAAGAGGUGCUGUCAGAUGAUUUUGGCACACUGAAAUGGGAGCUUUAACCGUCGUUUCGGUAUUUUUACUAAUGAUCGGGGCCAUUAGGGCCAGAUACGAACCGAACUGGGAGUCCAUCGACUCCAGACCGCUGCCAGAGUGGUACGACCAGGCUAAGUUCGGCAUCUUCAUACACUGGGGAGUCUUUUCGGUUCCGAGCUUUGGCAGCGAGUGGUUCUGGUGGUACUGGCAGAAGCAAAAACUAAAACCAUAUGUGGACUUUAUGGAGAGGAAUUAUCCUCCAGAAUUCAAGUAUCAGGACUUUGCACCGCAAUUCACUGCUGAGUUCUUUGAUGCCAAAGAAUGGACCGACAUCUUUGCCUCAUCAGGAGCAAAAUACAUCGUUCUAACCACAAAACAUCAUGAAGGUUUUACACUCUGGGGCUCAAAAAACUCCUGGAACUGGAACGCAGUGGAUGUUGGACCAAAAAGAGACCUGGUAGAUGAAGUGGUGACUGCUCUUCGCACUUACAGUGACCUGCACGUAGGGUUGUAUCACUCCCUUUUUGAGUGGUUUAACCCGCUGUUUGACCUGGAUGCCGCCAAUGUCUUCACUACAAACUACUUUCCUACCAGUAAAACUCUACCUGAGCUUUAUGAGCUUGUUGUCAAAUACAAACCAGAGGUGCUUUGGUCUGAUGGAGAUGGAAAUGCACCUGACAAAUACUGGAACAGCACUGGUUUCUUAGCCUGGCUCUAUAAUGACAGUCCAGUACGUGACACGGUGGUGACGAAUGAUCGGUGGGGUGCUGGCUCCAUCUGCACCCACGGUGGAUAUUACACCUGUAAUGAUCGCUACCAGCCAGGACACCUGCUUAAGCACAAAUGGGAAAACUGCAUGACCAUUGACACAAAGUCCUGGAGUUACAGACGUAACGCUCCCCUCAGUGAUUACCUCACCAUCGAGCAGCUUGUGGCGACACUGGUGGAGACUGUGUCCUGUGGAGGAAACCUGCUGAUGAAUAUCGGCCCCACACGCGAUGGAAGAAUCUCUCCGAUCUUUGAGGAGCGUCUGAGGCAGAUGGGCCAGUGGUUGAAGGUGAACGGGGACGCCAUCUAUAACACAACAGCAUGGCGAGAGAAUGACAGCUUGACUCCAAAUAUGUGGUACACAUCUAAACCCCAGGAAAAAGCCAUCUUUUCCAUCUUACUUGAGUGGCAAAAUGGAUCAGUGAUUCUGAGUGAGCCAGUAGUACUGGACAACUCAGGUAAGACAAAGGUGGAGCUUCUUGGUCACGGCUCCUUGAAAUGGAGGCCUGUAAAGCCCAGCGGACUGCAGGUUUUCCUGCCUCCGCUGUCCUUCGGCCAGAUGCCAUAGUGGGGCUGGACACUGAGGCUGACAGGUACCACUUGAAGAAAGUCACAUCACUUGAAGAGGAACUGAUUAGAGCAGCGAGCUGAGGAGGAUUAUACAGAUGAGUGACAAAUCAAGGCUAAAUCAACAUCUUAGUAGAAUGUUACAUAAUAAUGCCAGAGCAGCUUCUAUAAGUGUCUGCAACUAAAUAAAGGAUGUAACACUGUUCUUCUAAAACGUAUUCCUUCCUUUAUUUUGUGACAGGAAGAAAGUCCAAAAUCUCCCAUAGCUAGAAUUCACUGAAUUUUUAUGCUCCUCAAACUGAAACUUUUAUACUCUUCAGGACAGAAAUGUUUCAUCACAGAAUAAGGGUUAUCACUCAGAACAACUUUGCAUUGAUUUUCAGUGACCCGUCCCUCUAAGAACGGCAAGUAUUCUAAACCAUGCCAGUAAAAUGCCCUUGCAGCAUGUAGUGACCCAGCAUUAAAGUCAGUAACUCUUUUAUAAUAUAGUAAAGGAUGACUAUAUUUUUCCAUGUCUCUGUAGACCCCUGUUUAUGCACCACUGGAUUCUCAAAUGUGCAUUCAUGUUUGUAAUAUGGGAUUUAUGUUCCGUAGCCCCACUGUAACAUCCCUGUUCAUGUAAUUGCUGACCGACUGUUGCUGCAGGGUGUGAUGACUCCCUGCACUGACAUCCUCAGUAGCCCGAGGAAGAGUCCUCCUCUGUUUUCCUUUACAUAUCAGACUAAUGCACAAACAUGACAGUCGUCAAAUGUGCACUGUUGACCACAGUUGCCGACCCCACUUAAUAAAGUUUUCCCUAUAUGUAAAUGCUGAUUAUUCACUGUUCUGAUUGAAGCACUUUUGACUUGGAUCACUCUUCUUGCCAUCUUAAUAAAUGUUUCCUGCUCGGCAUUUUUACAUAUAACACCAUGAUUUCCUUUAAUUUCUCACCAGUCUGUGUGUUUAAUAAUUUCACCUGAAGUGGGUUAGUUAUAAGGAUAAAAAGGGCUCACUGUACUCUUUGCAAUUUGUAUUAUUAGAAUAUAAUCUUUUACAAAAAAGGUAUACAUGAUUAUUAUUUUUUCUACUGUCUUUUAUCAUGAAGGUUUUAUGUUUUAAGAAAAAGGUCAUUUUGAUAUACAGAAAUGGUUCUUGCUAUAGUGUGUUUUUAUGCAUUAACCUACUGAGUAAAUGUGACAGGUGAGACAGGUGAUCAAACAUUAUGAAAUAAAUUUAACGUUUUAUUUUCUUUAAUUUUGUAAUUAUACGUAUGUAUAUAUGCUUCAUGGCCUGAUGCACUGGCACUGUGGUUUAUCUUUAACAAAUGUUUAAAUAA